AAAUAAUUGUAUGUGUUUUACCACUACUUUCACAUUUUAAACAUUUGAGUGCGUAGGCCUACUUCGUGCGGAAACAGUCUACUUCAUGUAGACUUCAUGUCUCAAAUUGGUCUUCAAUAUUGUUUACAAAAUGACGGCUGAUUUUUCAAAGGGGAAGCACUCUUACGUCAUACAUAAGUAUUUUACCCUAUUGGUUUACACGCUUGGAGAUGCGGUCAUUUUUUUCAUGCCAACAUUACGAUGUAGGCUAAUCUGAUGAUUUUUCAUUAUAAUCGAUAACUUUUAUAUAUUAUUGGUUGGUUGUGAUAUAUUGAGGAGUUAAGAAAUUUAUUGCGUGACAUCAAUUUUGAUGAGCUGUCUAUAGAUCGUUUUUGAUUAGAGAAUUUUUCAUAUAAAACAAGUUGGUUUCGCGCUGUCAGUUUAUUAAAAAUAAAACAUUAUAACGGUUUCCAAAUAUCUGUAAAAAUCUUAACUUAGACGCGAUAAUUUUUUCCCGACAACAUCGGUAAUAUUUACUUCUUUGGAAAUGUAACAUCUUGUGGAAUUUCGAAUACGUCAUUAGGAAUUACCGUGCGUAACCCAUAAUGCACUGCGGUAAGCACGUUUUUCUCGCUAUUUGCGUGUUGCUGAAACUGAAGCAAGUAGCAUCACGGAUGAGAAAUGAAUCGUUUCUUGAUUAAAAUUGGCACAACAGGCCCUAAAAAAACUGACAAUGAGGGCAAGAAAAGAAAAAACAAAAACUGAAAGGGACCAUAUGAGCCAGACAAGAUCUCAGCGGGGACACAGGGAUGGGAAUAACGAGCCCAGGGUGGGGAAAACGCAGAGGGACCAAAGAAACGGAAUGUCUUCUUCGUCAGGUAACAGGUCAUCCUCACGGCCCUCUUACCCCAGGAGCUCUGUGAGGCACAGUCACCAGGAACAGCCCCAGAGGUCCAAGUGGACAUAUAUCUGCUCCAGGAGAGGUAUCGUGUUGAUGUGCACGGUGCUGACCAACAUCCUGGUGCUGAUCUGCGUCGUCGCGGCGAUGAUGGUGAUGUCGGGAAUGUCGGCUAUGGGGGGCCUGGCCGCCGGGAGCUUCAGCAUCAACACUGCAUACACCCCCUUCGAGGGCACCGAGCUGCAGCAGGUGCGCGACUUGGACAUGAAGUACAACCAGAUGCGAUCGCCGGGCGUCUACGGGGGCGUGGCCUUCAGCCUGACCCUCGGCGUGCUCUCGCUGCUCUUCGUGGUGUCCGGGAACCGGCCCGCCCACCUGCUGCCCCGUAAGCUGCUCCUCGGGAAGUUCGUCUUCCAGGUGGUGGGCGCCGUCGCCUAUGUGGUGGCGGUGGGCCUGUACCUGCACUUCGUCAUCCAGGUGAACGCCACCGACGUCUGCACGAUGCGCGAGCGCCUGUAUGCCCGGCAGGGCUACACCUGGAUGAACUGCAACGUAGGGGGCGGCGACGCUUCUGUGGCCCUGUUUGGCCUCAUCACAGCUGGCCUAUAUGCCGCGGGCGCCGUCCUGACUGGCAUAACCAUCCGGCACGUAAGGAAUUACCUCUCGCAUAUGGAUGACCGCGGGAGGUACAGCCAGGAGGAGACCUCCCACCAGCAGGAGGCCCCGUUGCGAUCUGACACGACAUUUGUGUGAAGGCUGCUUUCUGAACUUUUUAUUUUUAUAUCUUUGUACAUACAAGAACGGCAAAACCUCGCCUUUAUGCUAGUUAAUGCCUUUUUUUCCAUUUGGUUGAGCUGUUGGUUAAAUGAAUUUCACAGUUUAGAUCAUGUGAUUGGGUUGGUUCAUGAUUCCCUGUAACGUUUGUCGUGGUUAGACUAAAUGCGAACGAGCCAGUUCCUUAUACAGUUCAUUUUAUUUGUAGAAUUUAUCAGAGUAACUUAGUUUUGGAAUUUAAUGAGUUAUUUUUUACAGAAUGAGGUUAUUAAUAUUUGCUUAUUUGCAUAAUUACUGAUAAAACCAAAAUAGUGAAAUGUUUAUCUCUAUUCUUUCAAGGAGCAAAAAUAUUUUGAAGUACCCGUUUUACAAAUGUAUAUGGAUAUGUGACUAAAAAUGAUAUACCUUGAUUUGAUAUGACAUUAUUAUGGAAUUACCUCAAAUGAACAAAUGUUUUUCUUUUUUUGCUUGUAGAUUUAAUAAGAAAAGAUAACUUCCCUUGGUAUCAGUAAAGUUCAACUGAACAAACUGAUAUUAUUCUAGGUCUACCUCGAAUUAACAUGACAGGUUGACUCAAUAAGACUCAGUGGUGUUUCUGGUUCACACCAACAUAACUGAGCAUAAUUGUAGUGGUUAUGACCUGUAGUAACUGCACCGUGACUUAACACAAACUCAUCAGUACCCAUGUAACAAACAAAUCCAAAUCCUUCUGUACUGCAUUGUUAUAUUUUUAAGUGUAUUUUAAUCAGCAGCUCAGUAAAAGCAACACAGUUCCUUCAGAGGGACUGAGGGAGUCCCGACUGAAGGGGUUUCCAGGGUGAUGGGGUUCAGGGAGACCCCCCCCACUGCAGGGGCUAAUGUCACCAUUUUAUCGCUAUUUUAUUAUACUGUGAACCUUCAGCUUUUAAGAUUUUCCUCCUACUACAUCUUAAUAGUUAUCUGAACAUAUGUAUAACGAUUUAUUAAAGAGACUUUUUACUGAAA
Molecule: messenger RNA, 2635 nt
Organism: Paramormyrops kingsleyae
Lineage: Eukaryota; Metazoa; Chordata; Actinopteri; Osteoglossiformes; Mormyridae
Source: RefSeq, a predicted model, not a curated record